Tauraco erythrolophus (red-crested turaco) is the source of this 4585-nucleotide messenger RNA. Lineage: Eukaryota; Metazoa; Chordata; Aves; Musophagiformes; Musophagidae. The record is from RefSeq and is a predicted model, not a curated record.
UAUAUAUCAAAAGGUGCUAUUGUUGAUCAGCUUGGAGGAGAUCUAAAUUCUACCCCACUGCACUGGGCAACAAGACAGGGUCACUUAUCCAUGGUUGUACAGCUGAUGAAAUAUGGGGCAGAUCCGUCGCUAAUUGAUGGAGAAGGAUGUAGCUGUAUUCAUUUGGCUGCCCAGUUUGGACAUACUUCGAUUGUUGCUUACCUGAUAGCAAAGGGACAGGAUGUAGAUAUGAUGGAUCAAAACGGUAUGACACCUUUAAUGUGGGCAGCUUACCGAACACAUAGUGUGGAUCCAACCCGAUUACUCCUUACAUUUAAUGUUUCUGUGAACCUUGGAGACAAAUAUCACAAAAACACAGCAUUGCACUGGGCUGUGCUAGCAGGAAAUACUACAGUUAUUAGUCUUCUGUUAGAAGCUGGAGCUAAUGUUGAUGCUCAAAAUAUAAAGGGAGAAUCACCGCUUGAUCUAGCAAAACAGAGGAAAAACGUUUGGAUGAUCAAUCACUUACAGGAGGCAAGACAGGCAAAGGGUUAUGACAGUCCAUCCUUUCUGAGAAAACUAAAAGCUGAUAAGGAAUUCCGUCAGAAGGUGAUGCUGGGAACUCCUUUCCUAGUAAUCUGGCUGGUUGGGUUUAUAGCAGACCUAGACAUUGAUUCUUGGCUCAUUAAAGGGCUGAUGUAUGGUGGCGUUUGGGCUAUGGUGCAGUUUCUUUCAAAGUCAUUCUUUGAUCACUCCAUGCACAGUGCACUGCCUCUUGGAAUAUACUUGGCAACGAAGUUCUGGAUGUACGUGACGUGGUUCUUCUGGUUUUGGAAUGAUCUCAAUUUUUUCUUUAUACAUCUUCCAUUCCUCGCUAAUAGCGUUGCACUUUUCUACAAUUUUGGAAAAUCCUGGAAAUCUGAUCCAGGAAUCAUCAAAGCCACGGAAGAACAAAAGAAAAAGACAAUAGUAGAACUUGCAGAGACAGGAAGCUUGGACCUCAGUAUAUUCUGCAGUACCUGCUUGAUACGGAAGCCAGUGAGGUCCAAACACUGUGGUGUAUGCAAUCGAUGUAUAGCAAAGUUUGAUCAUCACUGCCCGUGGGUGGGUAACUGUGUAGGAGCAGGGAACCAUCGCUAUUUUAUGGGAUAUCUUUUCUUCCUGCUUUUUAUGAUCUGCUGGAUGAUUUAUGGAUGUAUCUCUUACUGGGGUUUCCACUGUGAGACAAGUUACGCAAAGGAUGGAUUUUGGACCUAUAUUACACAGAUUGCCACCUGUUCUCCGUGGAUGUUUUGGAUGUUUCUAAACAGUGUUUUUCACUUCAUGUGGGUGGCUGUGUUACUCAUGUGUCAGAUGUACCAGAUAUCUUGCUUGGGUAUCACUACAAAUGAAAGAAUGAAUGCAAGAAGAUACAAGCACUUUAAAGUUACAACCACAUCUAUUGAAAGCCCAUUCAACCAUGGAUGUAUAAGGAACAUUAUAGACUUCUUUGAAUUCAGAUGCUGUGGUCUUUUUCGGCCUGUUAUCGUGGACUGGACAAGGCAGUAUACAAUAGAGUAUGACCAAACGUCGGGAUCAGGCUACCAGCUGGUGUAGCACCACCUUCGUCCUGUGAGCAUAUCAUAUCUGAGUGGUGCCUGAAAAAUUUUCUCUCUCUCUCGAAUCCGCAUCCCUUGAAGAGUAGCAUGUUAUGUGUAGGGCUGAUGAUGAAUCUUAAGGUACCUUCUCUUCAUCAGAAUUUUAUUAACAAAAGUAAAAAUGGACAGAAUAAACUGCCAAACCUGAUAAGGAAGAGGAGGAAGAUCAAAAAGGGAUUUUAACAGUUCUUAACAUGAGAAUUAUUCACGACAGCAUAUUCACAGUAUUUGUUGUUGGGUUUUUUAUUUAAGGUCUUUCACAAUGGAGCAUGAGAUUAUUGAAGUAUUGACAUAAGUAGUUAUGUUGUGCUGAGCAGAAAAAUUUCUUUCCCAAUAUGAAUAAUUCCACUGAAACAAGAAUCUAGAAUAUAAAACUAAAUUUCAUGAUGCAGAGUUCACUGAUCACUAUGUUGUAGUUCCUGUAAUGUGAUUUUUUUAAUACAGAUUUUCUGUAGUAUUAUGUACAUUGAACAAUGUGCUUUUCGAUACUGUUAUAAACAUCAUGUGGUGGAAAAUCCCCUGUAACGUAUUAAGUCAUACCAGUAGGGCACGUCAGAUAAUGUUGAGAAAAAAAUACGUUGCCCAUGUUUUUUGGUGAUUGUUUUUGCCACCAGUUAGUGGUACAACUAAAUACUUGUAAUAACCCUGUUCUGAGAUUAUAUAGUCUGAAAUAAACAACUGCGCAAAGAAGGAAUUCUCUUCUGUCAAAGUUAAAGCCCUGCUUAAAUGCAUGAUACACCUGUAAAACUAGAUUACAGUAUAUAAUGUUCAGGAAAAAUGUGGAAAAAUUAAUUAUCUUUGAAGUAAUUGUGUGAGCAACUUACAAACUAGUGAUGUUUCAAUAUUGGGUUUGGUCCUCAUGCAGUACAGUGUAGUGUAAAUGGAGACAGGCUGGAAGAGAAAUUGCAUGGGGAAGCCACAGACGUGAAAGCAAAAAUCUCAAUCCUAAAAAGACAAGAUAGUUUUGAAUUGAAUACAACUGCAGAAGAAGAAUCCAGAAUUGUCAGAAACGUUUUUGUUUGUUUGUUUGGAUGUAAAAUAAUGGAAACCAAACUUUAAAAAAAAAAAAUCCCCAUAAUAGCACGCGCACACAGAAAACAUAAUGCAGCAUUCAGAAGAUGAUGGUGUAUUGGCACGUGGAAAUCACCCUUGAUUUCUUUUUUUAAGUUCUCAUGCUACAGAUAUGUUUGGAAGGUAAGGAAUGAUCCGAAAUUGCAUUCCAAAGGGGCUUUUCUUGAAUGUGAUGCACUGAUUUUUGUUAUGUUUUUUUUUCAUAUACUCACGGUGAAUUGUUCACUGCUUCCUUAACUAUUGUUUACAGAGAGACUGAGAAUCAGGUUAGGUCUCUUCUAAGUGCUGUAGCAACCCAGUGGUUCAAGAAACCUGUGAGGGGAGUUUGGGGAGGCGACCUGAAAGCCGAAGUCUGAGACCAGUGUAAAGAAUGUGUAUCUGUAUAUAAAUAAUUUAUCAAAUAGUUUUCUCCCUGUGAGUGUGUGUUUAGUGUAUUUAAAGCUGCUCAUUUUCAUUUUAUUCAACCAAAAAAAAGUGUAGGAAGAUACCUAAUGAGCUUUUAGUGAUGUUCAAUAUUGCUGUUAAUAGGCGUUACGCCCUGCAAAUUCACUGCAUGUUUGAUGCUUGGCAAAAUUAGCGUUUUCUGUAAUAUGCAGAUUACAGGUAAUAAAGCAAUCUAGUGGUAUUCCCGGCCCUUGCCUUAGUAAGAGGAGCAGUGAAACUGUAAAUAGUUGAUGUUCAGUAUUUGCAAGUAAACAUUUUUUCUGUAGUUGCUCAUUGAUCUCAAGACACACAUUUAGUUUGCAAGUACCAGAUAUCAGGAUUUACAGAAGUGCAGCGUUAGAGUACUUGAAUGUUUAAUACUGGAAAAAUCAACAUCGUCUUGGACACAGUUUUAAUGGGAGAGGUUUGGGUGUAGGGGUGGCAAGAAGCUUUUGCUAUUUUUGUCAGACAAAAUUUUUAAUCCCAAUGAAGACACGUUCUGUUUCAGUGAAAACAGUUGCCAUCAGUUCUUCGUAUUUUUUUCUAACAUGAAGACUUCACAGUGUUGUUUAUUUUAAUCACCAGUAACAUUCUGCGUAUUUAUUCGGGUUUUUUUUCCCGACAUUUCUGUUGGGGGUCGGUUGACUUGAAGAACUUCGAUCCACUUUAUUAAAUAUCACCUAGCACCAGAAGAGCAGUUCAGUACGUGAUACAAGUUUUGGUUUUAGUUGCCCAGUAGCAUUAACUGCCAUGAAUUGUGUCAUGUCACGCGCAUGUCAAAAAUGUUUGCAGAAGAAGAGAUGAUCUUUGGUAGUACGUAGUGAGUUCUACACUAUUUACUUGCUCAUAGCUCUCUGGUGAGUUUUGUUGAGACCUGCAGAAUUUGAGCAAUAGCAGGUAGUUGUGAAAAAUAACUCGCGUAUAUGGAUUUGGGUUGUAUGAAGUUUCCAGUGCAAAAUGUGACUUGUCUUGAGUAACACUGACUCUUUUGAUGUGAAAUCAUAAAAUUGAGCAGGGGGGAGCCAACUAUGCAGCAUUUUUCUGUCAAGUUAUCAAACUUACAAUUCAUUUGUUGAACCAAAACUGCAUUGCUUCUGAAACUUAACAAAGCUGAUCCAGACCAACAGUAGAUAUGACCAACUUAAUCUGACAUAGGUAGAAUAAAUGGGAAUUUUGUCUUGGCCCUAAACAUGUGCUGUUUCUUUGCAGGUUUCUGUAUUCUUUGUUCACCAGAUUAUUUUUUUUUUUUAAUUAAUGUGUAAAACAGCAUCACUACAUUUUAAGCUAUGGAUUUUUUUGUAUAUUCUUUAUUUAUAACUGUGCCAAGUAUUAUUUUAAUACUGUCGAGAUCUUGAUGUAUUACAUUGUGAACAAAAAAAAAAAUCUGUAAAAUGUUUAAUAAAUUAGCUCUCCUUACAUAAAUUAAAUCUGUUAAAUUUUGUAAGUUAUUAAUCAAAUAAAUAUUGACUCUUAGA